CGUGAGGAAUGAGACCUGAUGCGGACACAGCGGGAGGGGGGGAAGAUCUUUAACGAUUGUCCUGUUACAUUGUUUUUAAGAUCAUGCUUCAGACGAACACUUCAUGAUUCCUUUUUAAACUUUCAGGGUAACAUCUGCUUUCUUAACAUCGUGCAUAAAAUAAUAAAAUUGACGUAGCAGUCGGACGACUCCGGCCAAACAUGGGAAAACCGAUCUCCAGAAGCUCCAGUCUGAGCAUUGUGAUGAUAUUUUUAAAUGUUUGGAUCCUAUUUGGACAGUGCACAGUAGAGGGGCAGAGUAAAGGACUUGGAAAUAUUUCUCCCACAGCUGGGGAUAGGGCCAGUGUACCUCAGUCUUGGUCACGUCAGCCCACUGAAGGAGCUCCACUGGCACCCAUCACAGAGUCCCCUGUGGUGCAGAAGAAGGUCUCCAAUGUCCACUUAAAGCCGGAGGACAUUGAAAAGCUGAAGUUCAAGCCAACAGUGGGAAAUGUGCACCUGUCGGAAGGCACAGAAGUGAAGAUUAACUGCUCCAUUGAGGUCCACGACAUUUCUCCCAAUCUGCACAUUCAAUGGUGGAAGGAUGGCGAGGAGCUCUCGGGGAGUCAGCAGGCAGUAUUGAAUGACCUGCAAACCACAGAUAAAGAGGUGUCCACCAUUCUUUCAACACUGAGUAUUAAGAAUGUACAGCGCUCUGAUGAUGGGGAAUACUGCUGCAUUUUGAGUAUCAGUGAUACACUGAUAGAGUCUGAUCGCAUCCAGAUACACAUUGAAGGGUUGCCGAUGUUCAUUAAAGAACCAGAGCAUCUGAAUGUCAGCAGAAACACCCCUUUUAACCUGACCUGUGAGGCAGUGGGUCCCCCAGACCCCGUCAGGAUCGAGUGGCUGCAGAAUGGGGUGAAAAUCAACACCCCAGCAUCUUUCUCCCCUUCAUAUAUCACCGUUCCAGGUAUAGAGGAGGCAACACACUUCAGUUGUGAAGCACAUAAUGACAAGGGACUUUCUACUUCAAGAGAAGCACAGAUUAACAUCAAAGAAGCUCCUUCACCACCUACUGAUCUGUGUGUGACAGCCCGAGCGUCUCACAGCUUGCUUCUGAAGUGGACACCUGGUCAUGAUGGCUUCUCUCCUCUUAGCACCUGCCAAGUUACAGUGGAACAGAUCCAAGAGGUUGUGAUUCUAGAUGGCGUCUCCCAGAGAAUCAUGAACAUCUCUGUGCCACCCUUUGAGUGCAACAUCACGGGUCUCCAAGCUGCAACCUUGUACAAUAUCAGUGUGUCCUGCAGGAACGAAAUUGGAUGGUCCCAACCCAGCUUUUGGAUUGAAAGCAAUACCACUGAAGGAGUUCCCUCUGUACCCCCGUGUAAUGUGACGGUGCUGCUCAGUGGGUCCGAGCUGUUGGUGACGUGGGAGAGCCCUCCGAGAGACAAAAUGAAUGGAGUUCUGCAGGGAUAUGACCUCCUCAUCAGCAGUGUGGCAAAAACAUAUACUGUCCGCAAAGGGCUUGUCAAAGCAACUAACAUUUCCUUGGAAACUUUCAACAUGACCUACAGUGUUCAAGUGGCAGCAUAUACUCAAGGGGGGACAGGCAUCUUCAGUGAUGCGGUGCAGGUCUUUUUACCUGAGCGUGACCCCAGGUUGGCUCCAUCUUCUCUUCCCCCGACUGGAAGCUCCAAUGCAGUGUACAUUGUCUUGGGCAUUGUGUGUGGCAUCUGUCUCAUGAUGCUCAUCUUGUGCUUGGCAAUUUUUAUCAGGAACAGAUCCAUGGACACCAGGUUUGGACGAGUUAUUGGAAACGGAGAAGAGAUGCAGCCAGUCAUACUGUACAGAGCCAAGAGAUCCUACAACCGGAGAGCCAUUGAAAUGACAUUAAGCAACCUGGGAAUUAGCGAAGAAUUGCAAGCAAAAUUGCAUGAUGUCAUGAUUGAGAGGAGCUUACUUUCAAUAGGAAAAAUCCUUGGUGAAGGAGAAUUUGGAUCUGUAGUGGAAGGUCAUCUGAAAAGGACUGAUGGAAGAAAUGAAAAAGUAGCAGUGAAAACUAUGAAAUUGGAUAGUUUCUCACAGCGAGAGAUUGAAGAAUUCCUAAACGAAGCUGCCUGCAUGAAGGAUUUCCACCAUCCCAAUGUCAUCAGCCUGCUCGGCGUAUGUUUGGACGUCAGUUCCACCCACUUCCCCAGACCUAUGGUGAUCCUGCCCUUUAUGCAAUACGGGGAUCUUCAUAGCUUCCUACUGCGGUCACGACUGGGAGACAGUCCGCUGUACUUACCACUGCAAACGCUGUUAAAGUUCAUGAUUGACAUUGCCCUAGGAAUGGAAUACCUUAGCAGCAAGAAUUUUCUCCACCGGGAUUUAGCUGCAAGAAACUGCAUGUUGCGAGAUGAUAUGACUGGCUGUGUAGCAGACUUUGGCUUGUCAAAGAAGAUCUACAGUGGAGAUUAUUACAGACAAGGAAGGAUAGCAAAGAUGCCUGUUAAAUGGAUUGCAAUUGAAAGUCUAGCAGACCGUGUUUUUACUGUCAAGAGUGAUGUGUGGGCGUUUGGCGUGACAAUGUGGGAGAUUGCAACCCGUGGAAUGACCCCCUACCCAGGAGUCCAGAACCAUGAGAUUUAUGACUACCUCCUUGAGGGACACAGGCUCAAACAGCCAGCGGACUGCCUGGACAAGCUGUAUGAAAUAAUGUCCUCCUGCUGGAGAACGGAGCCAGCGGACCGGCCGUGCUUCACACAAGUCAGGGUGAUGCUGGAGAGGCUGGCGGAGGGGCUGCCGGAGGCAUCCAGCAAGGAGGAUAUCAUUUACAUCAACACUAGCCUGCCGGAGGAGCCGCCGAGCCCAGUGAUGCACCUCCCUCCCGACUCCGAGCGGGCCCCUGAGACCUGCGCAAGGACUGGCCGUGGGACCUCUGCCGUGGCGGUAGACGUCCAUGAGCCCAUGAACAGUGAGGACAGAUACGUUGUCGUGAUUGCUCCCGAGGAGCCUGUCUCGUCCGGAGACCCGAGUGCUCCUCUGCUUCAGGAUGGCAACGCUGAGCAGCCCGGUUGCAGUCGGUCCUGUAGUGCGCCUUGUGCUGAUCAGUCUUCGGAGGAUUCUGUGAUUAUGCUGUGAGAAAGCGUUACUGAACACCGGUGGUUUGAAUUGAAAACAAACCCUGACUGUGACUCAAAAACAUCCUGCUGAAGUUGUGCUUUUUUUUUUAAUAAGCAAUCCUCCCGCUGCUGAACCAACAGAAGAAUCUGAUUUCACCACCACAUGGUAAACCAGCAGGUGUUGUUAUUGUAGGCCAUUGAGUCACGUCUGCAAAUAAGCCUCUGGCCAUGUGGAAGGCUAAACAAUGAAGAGCUUUCAUUUGUUGAAGGUUUUGCCGGCAAGUGUUAUCUCUUCCCGAUAGAGGCAAAAACUACCAGUUGUUUUAUUGAUGACUCAAAAUGAGAGAAUAAUGGGUAGUAAGUAUUUUUACAGUUGUUGUUUACUUUCAAAGGCCAGUGUAAUGGAUGUUUGAAGUAUUGUUAACAUUUUUAUGAACUUUGAUUCUUUCAAAUAUACAUUAUUUUCAUCUCUAAGCUGUGACAGCCCAUAUGGGACUGUCAUUAUUCUCUGAAGCAAAAAAAGAGCUGGAGACUGCAGUUUUUCUGUCCAUUUUCUUGUUCUUUAUUGAGUUUCUUGCAACAUCACGAUUUUCCACAUCUUUCCAUUGUCCCUCUUUCUGUUCUUCACUGACUCGUCCUUUUCAUAUAAAUUUAAACUGUGACAAUUCACACAUCCCAUCGCAAGCAAUUACAACAGGUGCUAACUAAUUACAUAAGUGAUCUGUUUACAACUAAUUUAGUCUCUGAUGCUGCCUCUGUGAUGGAUUGUAGUUGCAGCCCAAGCAGGCAAGCAAGCUCCUUCGUCUGCUACACACUUAUAUGUGGAGCUUUUGGGGAAUCUUCUCACAUCAUGAUUCAUACCUGUCAAGCCAUGUAGCUUAUAUGUAAACUGCUCUUACAAACUGUCAUACAGAAAAGUAAAAACUCCUGGAUUAAUAUAUUUCAUGUCUUACAUGUAAAGAUUUCAUGUUCUCCCAACAUUCAACGUGGGUUUUCAAAGAAACCUCUGAUUUGAUUGGCUAUUUGAUACUGUCCCUUUCUCUGUAGCUCUCUAAUGGCUUGCAAUCCUGUCCAGGGCAAGAGCAGUCAUGUGUACCCUAUGUUUAUGUAAUAGGCUGCCAGUUUGCACAGAAAUCACCAGGAUAAGCAGGUUGAGCAUUUUGGGCUUCCUAACAUUUUAUACUUAAACAGUAUUUUUCCCCAGUUUCAUUGCAAAAACCAAUUUACGAACAAGAAUACAAACUACGUCUCGUCAAUACUCAUUCUCUCCUAUCCUUGGUAUAAAUAAGUGUCUCUUGUUCUCCAAUCUAAAUCUGUUCUCUCAUAACCUCUACUGCUGUACUCAGAUUCUUGUGCCAGAGCUGAGUUUAUAAGGGAAUCCUUUGGGUUCACUUAUUAAUAAACUUUUUGGAUUAUGAAAUUAAGUAUGUGAAAAAAUAACUUGAAUGUUACUCUUUUCAAUGUACUUAUUUGUCUUUUACCUGUUUCUUACACCUAAUGAUUAGGAAGAUAUUUAUAUUUUUAUUUUUUUAAAUGUCAUUUGCUUUUUACAUUUCUUAGUAUGGUUUACCAUGGACAGCAGUAUUGAUACAGACUUAAAACUAUGAAAAAGUAAUCUCAACAGUUACAAAAUGUACUGUAUGUGCUCUUUUCCAUCUUUAAAUUGCUGUCUAAAUCAGUCUUGCGAAGCUAAACAAUCCUUAACACUUCAAUAUUUUUGUAAGAUUUUAUACCUAAAACUUAAAAAUUAGUACACUGUACACUGAAGUGUAAACUGAAUUAUAUCUGAUUAUGCAAUUCAGUGUGCCAGUUUCUGUAUGAAGAAUGAUAUGUAUAUUUUUUUAACCAGAUCUCAUUGGUAAUUAAGUAUGGCUCAGAACAUGCUCACCAGUUCUAUGACUGGCAUUUAAGUUGCAAAGAUUUUGUUAUUUAAACAAAGGAGACCUAAACUGUGAUGAUAGUGUUCUUUGGUGCAAUGCGAUUCUAUUCAUUGUUUUAGAAUCUGUGUAUAUUGUAUUUUCUGAGAGGAUCUUCAAUUAUAUCUAGACUUUUGUAUGUCUAAAUGUUUCUGUACAUUUAUGGUGAUUUGAAAAUAUUGAUAGUCUCAGAGUUAAUGUAAAACACAUUAAAAUGAACUUUUUGACUGCAUAUAAUCUGUACCUUCCAUGCAAAAUGUUUUAUAUAUUCCUAACAAAAUACUAUAACAAAUUAUUUUAACAAAUAUUUGUAAGACCUUGCAUUAUUUAAGUAUGUUGAUUUUUUUUCUGUGUAUACACAACAAAAUUUCAGUUGUUUUUCAAGUGAAUCUAGUAUUCAUACAUUACAUUUACACGACAAAAAUACCGUUGUCAAAUUUCGAAUACCCACCAGACUUGAUGAAAUGUAAACUAUCAUUUUUUUUCCCAAUUUUAAACGAAAUCGUGAAAAUAUUUCAAAUGAUUUUAUUUCGUGGUACAAUAUGGGAAUUCUAAAAUUCGAAUAAACUGAUGUUCUGGCAGAAAGGGUAUCGCCUCUUUCUCAGUGGUAGAGACACAGCUCUUUCUCCAUCUGGUGGUAGUUUCUAGCACUUUUGACGGGGGUGAGGGGUUCGAAUAUUACCCAACCACUGUUGCUUUCGACAACUGUCACAGAUUGCACGGUGACAUCAUCUUUAAAUAGUGAACAUGCAUUACGUUUUAUCGGAUUAAGUGCAAUACACCAGCCGACCAGCAAAUCCCGAAACCAGUCCUUGCAAUCAUCUUUACACAAAAAAAGUGUCUGGCAAACACCAGCUAUUAGUUUUCAUUAUUCGAAUUUCUGCUUGGCAGAUUGACCAAAAAAGUAUGCAUUUUAAUAACUGAUGCAUUUUAGUGCAAGGUUAAAGGUUGAAAGAAUAGCUAGAAAGGUCUUGACGAUUGAACAAUUAAAUCCUGACAACGAUGUACAUACAGUACACGCUACUUCUUAAAUUAAAUAGCAACGUUAUGGUUCCCGGUCUUAAUACUUUUGAUUUCAACAACAAAAGGAAAUACAAUACAAACAAGAGUACAUAUAACAUACCAAUAAAAUCGUCAGGGCUACGUAUUGCAAUACAAAUACACUCUAUGAAAACCAUUUAAACUGUAAAUAAAGAUAAGGUCCGCACAGCCAUCAUGUUUUUACAUUUCGAAAUAGUCUGCAAAUACCCCUUUACAUCUAUUUUUAACUGUUCAAACAGGACUCUUCUCAGACCAUUUCACUUUAUGUAUUUAAUAACGUGCCCCCAUUCUUAAUACUGACCCUAC
Lepisosteus oculatus (spotted gar) is the source of this 6345-nucleotide messenger RNA. RefSeq names its product c-mer proto-oncogene tyrosine kinase a (gene mertka). The record is from RefSeq and is a predicted model, not a curated record. Lineage: Eukaryota; Metazoa; Chordata; Actinopteri; Semionotiformes; Lepisosteidae. Gene Ontology annotation, biological process: cell surface receptor protein tyrosine kinase signaling pathway; cell migration; protein phosphorylation. Gene Ontology annotation, cellular component: signaling receptor complex; plasma membrane. Gene Ontology annotation, molecular function: protein binding; ATP binding; transmembrane receptor protein tyrosine kinase activity.